Messenger RNA from Octodon degus (degu), 788 nucleotides. Its product is annotated as UDP-glucuronosyltransferase 2A3-like. The annotation marks the transcript as partial. The transcript is spliced from 5 exons. The record is from RefSeq and is a predicted model, not a curated record. Gene Ontology annotation, molecular function: UDP-glycosyltransferase activity. NCBI's taxonomy places the organism in Eukaryota, Metazoa, Chordata, Mammalia, Rodentia, Octodontidae.
CUCUGAUUUCAGUGAUUUCUGAUGGAUUCUCUUUUAUAACCUCUAACUCCUUACAGAAUUUGUCUUUUGAAAUGGAAGAAUUUGUCCAGAGUUCGGGUGAAGAUGGUAUUGUGGUGUUUUCUCUGGGUUCAAUGGUGAAAAACCUUACAGAGGAAAAAGCCAAUCUCAUAGCUUCAGCCCUCUCCCAGAUUCCACAGAAGGUUUUAUGGAGAUACAAAGGAAAGGAGCCAACCACGUUAGGAGCCAACACUCGGCUGUUUGACUGGAUACCCCAGAAUGACCUUCUUGGGCACCCCAAAACCAAAGCUUUCAUCACUCAUGGUGGAACUAAUGGGAUCUAUGAAGCAAUUUAUCAUGGGGUCCCCAUGGUGGGAGUUCCCAUGUUUGCCGAUCAACCUGACAACAUCGCUCACAUGAAGGCCAAAGGAGCAGCUGUGGAGGUGAACAUGAACACUAUGACAAGUGCCGACCUGCUGGGUGCCUUGAGAGCAGUCAUCAACGAUCCUUCCUAUAAAGAGAAUGCCAUGAGGUUAUCAAAAAUUCACCAUGACCAGCCUGUGAAGCCCCUGGACCGAGCAGUCUUCUGGAUUGAAUUUGUCAUGCGCCACAAAGGAGCCAAGCACCUGCGUGUUGCAGCCCAUGACCUCUCAUGGUUCCAGUACCACUCUUUGGAUGUGAUUGGGUUCCUGCUGGCCUGUGUAGCAAGUGCUCUAUUGCUGGUCACAAAGUGUUGCUUAUUUUUCUAUCAAAAGUUUAUUAAGCCAGAAAAGAGAAUAAAGAGGGAAUAG